Messenger RNA from Chanos chanos (milkfish), 1164 nucleotides. RefSeq names its product NK1 transcription factor related 2-like,b (gene nkx1-2b). The record is from RefSeq and is a predicted model, not a curated record. Gene Ontology annotation, cellular component: nucleus. NCBI's taxonomy places the organism in Eukaryota, Metazoa, Chordata, Actinopteri, Gonorynchiformes, Chanidae. Gene Ontology annotation, molecular function: RNA polymerase II cis-regulatory region sequence-specific DNA binding; DNA-binding transcription factor activity, RNA polymerase II-specific. Gene Ontology annotation, biological process: regulation of transcription by RNA polymerase II; cell differentiation. The transcript is spliced from 2 exons. The coding region runs from base 1 to 1164 and encodes 387 amino acids.
AUGAAUAGGGACAAAGUGCAGGUGGGUGACCUCUCCAUAGUUUCACCCUCGACUGGCGUGGCAGCCCAAACAGCGGUAAUUGUUGUAGCCUCGCCAGAGAGUAUGGAUAGUCAGGGUGAGAAGCGACUCACAGCCAACGAGCUGUCGGUGUUUGCCUGCCCAGGGGGCAGAGACGCGCUACAGGGAGAAAGUCGAGACAGCGCACCGCGACAGGAGCCGCCUGCUGUCGCACCGCCUACAGUUCACCGGACCACAUCGUUUUCAGUUUUGGACAUUUUGGAUCCAAAUAAAUUUACUAGCAAGAAACAACCCCCAAACCGGACAGGCUGCGACUUCGCCUUCGGUGCAGAAAACAGAGCGGGCGACGAAUCGAGUCACACAAUCGACAAAUCUUAUUCAGAAGACUUUGAUGCCUGCAAAAAAUCUACAGGAAUAUUAAAGGACGGAUUCGUGUACAGAUCCGAUGAGUGUGAAAAUGAUUUCAGCAGAGGAAAUCACACAGAUAGUGAAAUGCAAGAUGAGUUGUGCAGCGAGGAGAGUAGCAGUGCCCUGACUGGAAACGCGGACGGUGAAUUUGGCCAGCAUGAGGACGAUGACUCGAUAAACAAAAGUCCGAGCCCUUCAGGCCAGCAAACGCAACAGUCCUCUUCGAAUGGACAAAGUCACCCGGUAAAACCAAAGAGAAAGCGCUCUGGUUCGGAUUCAAAGUCUGGCAAGCCAAGAAGAGCCCGGACCGCAUUCACUUACGAACAACUUGUGGCACUGGAAAACAAAUUCAAGUCCACACGUUACCUUUCCGUGUGCGAACGACUCAAUUUGGCACUAUCGCUGAGUUUGACAGAGACCCAAGUUAAAAUCUGGUUUCAGAAUCGGCGGACCAAGUGGAAGAAACAGAACCCUGGUGCGGACACCAGCGCCCCAACAAGUGGUGGCGGCGGUGGUCCGAAUGGCCAGGGCAACAGCCUGGGAAGCCUCAGUCCACUGAGUCCGUCGCCUCCUAUGAGCGGCCAUCUGUCAAUGCACACCAGCUAUCCGGGUCACACGCCUGGUGGACUAGUCUGUACCACCCAAUUACCCUUUCUGCCAAGUCACGCAGUACUGUCACCUUUCAUGUUAGGAUCUCAGACUUACGGCGCACCGGCAUUUUACACACCGCACUUGUAA